AUGUGGGAGCAAUGUGAACGGUGCUUAGAGAUGGUGGGUGAAUGUGCUUUUAGAGGUCUCAUGGAAUGGAGCUUCAUUAAGUUAUUGCCAUUUGGAGGAGAAGGGGAUGUGGUGGAGAUUUGUGGAAGUGGAGAAAGGAGUUUAUGUUUGGGUGGGACUUAUGGAGUAGGAUGGGGGAUAGCUAGAACUAGGGCAUGGCAUGUAGGAUUAGGAUUUUGGGAUGGAGUUUGGGAAGACAAAGAUAUAGAGGAUUGGGCUGGUGGAUCAAGUGUGUGGAGUGAUGGUCGGGUCGUGAUUGGGCGACUUCCUUAUGACAAUGAUUUAAGUGAAAAUCCAACGUAG
This is a messenger RNA of Dovyalis caffra, 342 nucleotides long. Lineage: Eukaryota; Viridiplantae; Streptophyta; Magnoliopsida; Malpighiales; Salicaceae. The record is from the annotation of a GenBank genome assembly.